AUGACCACUGAUGAGGCCACCAGGAGCGAAGGGGAGGUGCAGGCGGCUGCUCUCGCUGAGCGUGGGGAGGACAUCACACCAGCUCGAGACCGAGGGGUCCUGAAGAUCAUUAAACGACCUGGGAGUGAAGAUGAGUCCCCCAUGAUCGGGGACAAGGUUUAUGUCCACUACAAAGGCAAACUUGCCAAUGGUAAAAAGUUCGACUCCAGCCGCGAUCGGAAUGAGCCCUUUGUCUUCAGCCUGGGCAAGGGUCAGGUAAUCAAGGCAUGGGACAUCGGGGUGGCUACCAUGAAGAAGGGAGAGAUCUGCUACUUGCUGUGCAAACCUGAGUAUGCGUACGGCUCUGCGGGUAGCGCCCCCAAAAUCCCUUCCAACGCCACCCUCUUCUUUGAGGUCGAGCUGCUUGACUUUAAAGGUGAAGACUUGUUUGAGGAUGGAGGGAUAAUCCGGAGGAUCAAGAGGAAGGGAGAAGGUUACUCCAACCCUAAUGAAGGUGCUACAGUGGAAAUUCAUCUGGAGGGAUUCUGUGGUGGCACCAGGUUCGACUGCAAAGAUGUGAAGUUCAUUGUGGGAGAAGGCGAGGACCACGACAUCCCCAUUGGCAUCGACAAAGCCCUGGAGAAGAUGCAGAGGGGAGAGCACUGCAUCCUCUACCUUGCGCCACGGUACGGCUUUGGCGAGGCAGGGAAGCCGAAAUACGGCAUCCAGGCGAACGCGGAGCUGGUCUACGAGGUCACGCUGAAAAGCUUCGAGAAGGCCAAGGAGUCGUGGGAGAUGGACACAAAAGAGAAGCUGGAGCAGGCUGCCGUUGUCAAGGAGAAAGGCACGAUGUACUUCAAGGAAGGCAAAUACCUGCAGGCAGUGAUUCAGUAUGGGAAGAUCGUGUCCUGGCUGGAAAUGGAGUAUGGCUUGUCUGAAAAAGAGUCGAAAGCGUCCGACUCCUUCCUCCUGGCUGCCUUCCUCAACCUGGCCAUGUGCUACCUGAAGCUGCGAGAGUACACCAAAGCUGUGGAGUGCUGUGAUAAGGCACUAGGACUGGACCAGGACAACGAGAAGGGUUUGUACCGAAGGGGCGAAGCCAGGUUAUUGAUGAACGAGUUUGAGCUGGCAAAAUGUGACUUUCAAAAAGUGCUGGAAGUGAAUCCACAGAACAAAGCUGCGAAAUCCCAGAUCUCCGUGUGCCAGAAGAAAACAAAGGAACACAACGAGCGGGACCGGAGGAUCUAUGCCAACAUGUUCACAAAGUUUGCAGAGAGAGAUGCGAAGGAAGCAGCUAGCAAAACCCGGGUCGAAAAAGCAACAGAGAGAGCAGCUUGUGAAAAGGGGUCAAAAACUGGUGCUGAAGAUGAAGAUGCUGAAGGACAUGUAUGAUGGAGGAGGAGGGGAAGGGAGAGCCUCCUGCCCAUAGAAGAAGGUUGCUGCCAGACCUCAGGACUCGCCAGUGUUUUCUUGUAAAGCUUGUUACAGUUUGUGUGAUAGUGGAAGCAAAAAAGCACCUUGCAAAGGAAAAUCCGAAUCCUGUCCCACCGCCCUGGGCCGAGCGGGAGCAGCGGGACGCCGUGGGACCACCACACGUGGAACAAAUAGCUUGGAAA
Messenger RNA from Nestor notabilis (Kea), 1595 nucleotides. RefSeq names its product FK506 binding protein 5 (gene FKBP5). The coding region runs from base 1 to 1371 and encodes 456 amino acids. Lineage: Eukaryota; Metazoa; Chordata; Aves; Psittaciformes; Psittacidae. Gene Ontology annotation, molecular function: protein binding; peptidyl-prolyl cis-trans isomerase activity. The transcript has 10 exons. The record is from RefSeq and is a predicted model, not a curated record.